Molecule: messenger RNA, 4109 nt
Organism: Talaromyces proteolyticus
Lineage: Eukaryota; Fungi; Ascomycota; Eurotiomycetes; Eurotiales; Trichocomaceae
Product: putative nonsense-mediated mRNA decay factor
Exons: 9
Coding region: 300-3743 (1147 amino acids)
Biological process (GO): nuclear-transcribed mRNA catabolic process, nonsense-mediated decay
Cellular component (GO): exon-exon junction complex; cytoplasm
Molecular function (GO): RNA binding; protein binding
Source: RefSeq, a predicted model, not a curated record
AAGGAAGGCAGCCCACUUUUGCCCGCAAAAGACUUGGACUGACUUGACGGAGGCGCCUGUUGCAGCUGUGCGACUUCUUUUCUUGUGCCUUUUUCGCCCUUUUCGCAAAUAACACAAUCAAGUCAGGUCGGCAGAAAAAGGUGCUCCGUAUAGCGACAGACAUUCACCUCCAUUUAUCCAAUGUGGCGUUCAGCUUGCGUCUGGCAUUCUUGUUCCCGGCUCGAUAAGAGAACCUCGUCUCCGCUACACUUGCAAUCUCCGACCGCCAAAGUCCCUCCAUGCCUAGGUGAGCAGAGGCUAUGGAUCAGAAGAGGAAGCGGGAGCUCCGCGAUCUAAAUGACCGUGCGUGGGCUGGGGAAGACGGCAUUUUUGACGUCAGCAAGUCCCUCGACUCAUCGCUCAAAAAGAAUACCGCAUUCAUAAAGCGUCUCCGCACCGGAAUCACCGCCUCUACGCUCUCUACGUUCAUCGCCGAUAUCCGUACCUUGUCGCUUCAUAAAUACCUUUCGGAGAUUAUUUCAGCCUGCUAUGAAGGCCUCUCGAAAUUGAAGUCUCCCGGGGAGGUUGCCGCAGGAGUGGAAAUCGCGAGUGCCUUGCACCAGAGAUUCGGCCCAAAUGAAUUCACGAAACAGGUCGGGUGGUUGUUAGGACGAGGACUGAGCUCGCCCGAUAGAUCGCAACUGAAAGCACUUAGCCAGGAAGUUCGUGAGCGGGAGGAGAAGGAGCGAAUGUCAAGGCACCGCAUUCUUCUCCGAGUAGUGACUGAGUUAUGGCUCGUGGGAUUUCUGAAAACGUUGGAUGAUAUAGAACGGCCAGAUGAUGUUGGUGCGAAGGGAAAGGAUGGCGCCGCAGUCGCUGGAGGGAAGACCGUUGAUGGACCUUCGAAGACAAGAGCUGGCAAGGGUGAUCAGGAUAAGGAAACGGACCCUUUCCCUUUGGAAGUAUUGAAGGACCUUUUGGGUCAUGACAGGGAGCAUGUAAAUCUUCCUCUUGCUGUUUUAUUUGUGAAAACCUUCAGUUGGGAUGUAUUGGGUGCAAAGCCUAUUGAAGAAGGUCGCAAAACUGUUGACGCGGAUGGCGCUACUACUGCUGAGGAUCAGGAUAUACAAGCCGAGCAGACUAAUGGGAAUGGAGAAUCGUCAACAGAACUUCCAUUGACGAGUGAGAAACUGCAGAUGCGCUUCAAGAAUAUUCUUACUCGGUAUUUGGAGGAUGUGAAGGCCCACCUUGUUCGCGAUCAAAAGGCGUUGGCUGCCCAAAACCGUCGAAAUGCAGAGGCAUAUGUCAAGAGUGGCGAAAUCUUCGAAGACCGCCAGGCGAACUUUGAAAAACAGUCCAAAACGCACGAGAAACUGGUUGCCAACACUCAGAUAAUGUGUGAGAUUCUUGGAGUGGAAAUGCCUCCUCUAGCCCAUAAAGAAGCCACUGAUGCUUCAGCAGGCGGAGGAAUCGGUCUUGUCAAAACUGCUGAAUAUCUUCGUGGGCAAGGCGAUGGGGCAGGGAUCUGGGAAGAUGAGGAGGAGCGCCGAUUCUACGAGAACCUCGUCGAUCUUAAAGGAAAAGUGCCUGCUGUGCUGCUGGAAGAUGGCAAGAAGAAAAAAGGGGAGGGAGAAGAGCUGACUAAAGGUCAAGACACAGUAGAAAAGGCAGAGCCUUCAGCUGGGACUCCUUCAUCAGACGCAAAACCCGCCGCGGAAGCUGAUAGCGAGUCUGCUGCACUUGUGAAUAAGACUGUUGGAGCACAGGUGGACGCUCUGCUCAUCAAACUACCUGACCUGCAAAACAAGGAUCAGGUGGAUCAGCUUGCUCUAGACUUUUGCUUCUUGAAUUCGAAAGCUUCUAGAAAUCGCUUGAUCAAAGCGGUACAGGAUAUUCCCAAGGGCCGUACCGACCUUUUACCUCUAUACUCACGAAUGAUCGCUACUCUUGGACAGCACAUGCCCGACGUUCCACAAGGGUUGAUUGCUUAUCUGGACGAGGAAUUCAGGAGUCUGCAGCGUCGCAAACAAAAGGAGUUUCUGGGCCAGGUCCGUAUGGUUAAUAUACGCUAUCUUGCAGAACUGACCAAGUUUGGUGUUGUUCCUGAGCACGUAAUUUUUCACUGCCUCAAGGUCUGCCUAGACGACUUCUCUCGCACCAAUAUCGAGAUUAUGGGUAACCUUCUCGAGAAUUGUGGUCGCUAUUUGUUACGAAAUCCUGAAUCGUCACCUCGUAUGGCUUCUUUUCUCGAAACUCUGGGCCGCAAGAAGACUGCUACCCAUCUGGGUCAGCAAGAGAGGAUGAUCAUCGAAAAUGCGAUGUACUAUGUUGAUCCCCCUGAAAGACCUGCGAUUCAACAAAAGGAACGCACCCCAAUGGAGCUUUACAUCCGGAAGUUGAUAUACUUGGACAUGAAUAAGCGAAACUAUACAAAGGUUUUGAAGUCUAUCCGGAAACUCCAUUGGGAGGAACAAGAGGUGGUUGACAUUCUUGAACGCGUUUUCAGCAGGCCGAGCAAGGUGAAGUAUGGUAAUAUUCACUUACUGGCCAUUCUUGCAAGUGCUUUGUAUCGUUACCACCAGGAAUUUGUCAUUGGCGUGGUGGACAAUGUACUGGAGUCGAUCACAUUGGGAUUGGAGCAGACCGACUUCAAGUUCAACCAAAAGCGCAUUGCAGAGGUCAAGUAUCUGGGUGAAUUGUACAAUUACAAGAUGAUUGAUUCUCCAGUGAUAUUCGACGCAUUGUACCGAAUCGUUGUAUUCGGACAUGAAAACGGGACACCAGCACCUGGAAAGAUCAAUCCAUUGGACAUGCCAGAUGACUUUUUUCGAAUCCGCCUCGUCUGCACAGUUCUUGAUACUUGUGGAGUGUGUUUUGACCGAGGGUCGGCAAAGAAGAAACUGGAUUUCUUUCUCACCUUCUUUCAGUUCUACAUACUGACCAAGGAGCCUAUGCCGAUGGAUGUCGACUUUCUCGUUCAAGACACCUACGCUUUGGUUCGUCCUCAAUGGAAAAUAGCAACUGAUCUUGAGGAAGCUGCUCAAUUGUUCGGCGAAGCUGUUGCACAAAACUACAAGGUUCAGGAGGGCGAUAGAGUCGCAGAUGGUGAAGAGGAUGAGAUCGAAAGUGUGUCUUCCGACGGCAAUGGCGAGGAUGGCCUAGAGGAAGACGGCGUGCCCGAUAUUGAGGAUGCACAAUCUUCAACAGAGGAAGCUGAUCCAUUCAUCAACCACGCUGAUCAAGACGGUGACUCUGAAUCAGAAGAAGAGCAGAUUUUCGUUCAGCGCCAGGAAGAAGAAAGAGAUCCAGAAGCAGAGGCGGAAUUCGACCGCGCUUUUGAUAAGAUGAUCGCGGAGAGUAUGGAUGGUCGAAGGUUUGAACGAAAGGCUGCAUUUGACAUACCUCUUCCUAUGAGGCCAUCUCGCCGAGAAGUCGGUGGAGGAGACGAAGUAGCAGCUGAGGCACCGCCACCUUCUAAUACGAUGGCAUUCUCCUUGAUGACGAAGAAGGGAAAUCGACAGCAGACGCGCACUAUUGAGAUGCCGUCUGAUUCUAGCUUUGCAGUCGCGAUGAAGAGUCAGCAACAAGCGGACCGUGAAGAGCAGCAACGUAUCAAGAAUCUUGUUCUCAGCUAUGACCCAGGAGAUGCUGAACAAACCGAUGGACUCGAAAAACGCGCGCCGCGAGACAACAGAAUGGACAAAUCGAACCGUGCCCAGUUCCGUGCACGCCGACUUCAGCUCAGCGAUGUUGACUGGACCUGAAAUCCUGCUAAUAUCCAGCUACCAAUCCAUGUCGAUAGAUCCACCGAAUUCCUCCAGCACACGCGGUUCUCGUGCCCCCGCCAACGACACCCACACCUUGCAUAUUAUAUACAGUGGAUCGAAUUCAUGUAUUAUACAAGACCGCUUGGCUGUAUCCUACGGGUGACCACUAGGUGAGUUGUGUUGUGGAAAGGGAAUCCAACAAGAAGAAACAAGGCCCGUGUGAAUAUCUCAGGAAAGACGUGCAAUUCUUGUCUGCACCAAAGAUAGUGAUGCAUGUAAUAGCACUUCAGCAGCUGUUUAGGAGCCAACUUCAAGUUACUGAUUUUGAGAGUAAAAGUAAAAGAUUUCGUCUCAUCCUACAAA